AUGGAUGAACUAGCAUUCUUUUUCGCAGAACCGUAUGCCUCAGAGGACAGCUCCGCAGUUAAUGCACCUGUCGCAUUGAAUCACAAGAAAAAUAGGUCAAAAAUUAGGCUAAACAAUCAAGCUGUUGACAAUGUGAAUAUUAUCAGAAAUUUUUCAGACCCCUCCUUUAUUGCUCAAAAAAGUUUUCCAAUUCAUGCAUCGGGCAGCUUCCCAGAUACGCUGAACCUUCCGUCUAACUUUCCUCCUGAGCCUGAGGAAGGCAACAUAGAAUACAAGUUAAAAUUGAUAAACCCAACUCCUGAUCGUGUGGAACAUUUGAUGACUCAAAUGAAAUGGCGCCUCAAUGAGGGGGGAGGGCAAGCAAUCUACCGUCUUGGUGUUGAUGAUAAGGGAGUUGUUACCGGUUUAACAGCAAGUGAACUGUCUGCUUCUUUGUCCACGUUAUACGGAAUGGCGCAAAGGCUGGGUGUUGAUCUCAGACUUCUUCGGAUGUGCACGACAACCAAAAGUGCCCACGCCUCGAAUCUUUCGCCCCUAGAGGAUGUGAAGGCGUCGAUUCAUAUUCAGCGGAAGGCUGUAGAACUACAUGCAAAAUGGAAAUCUACCGUGAACCAAGGGCUUCCAGAUAUGCGUGUCGCAAUGUUAGGAAGUGUUGAUGUCGGUAAGUCGACUUUAUUGGGCAUUCUGACUGACGGUGAAAUGGACGACGGGAGGGGUCGGGCGCGCCUCAACUUGUUUCGUCAUUUACACGAAGUCCAGUCCGGUCGAACAAGUAGCCUCAGUUCGGAACUAAUAGGAUUCGACAUUUCGGGGCAUUUAGUUAACCGGAGGCGCUCUCAUGGCCGCCUUAACAAGCGUACAAUCGACGAGGUCAUCCGCGAUUCCCAUCGACUAAUCACUUUUCUUGAUCUUGCGGGUCACACCAAGUACCAGCGAACCACCCUUUCAGGCCUUACCACAUUCCAUCCAGCCCUCUGUAUCCUUGUGGUGUCAGCGACAACAGGCCUGACUCCUGAAGGUCUCGGACAUGCCCGAACCGCUGUUGCACUCAACCUUCCCCUUGCAGUAGUCGUAUCCAAGAUAGAUCUUAUUCCAGAUGCUAUAGAGUAUGCUCGCCAGAGGAAGAUUUCAGUCUCUUCUGCAGCUCAUGCAUCUGGUGGUAAUGGAAAAAUGAACAAAGCCGUCGCCGACAUAAAGGCUGCUGUCUUAAAGGAACUCAAGACCAUCAAAUACUAUACUGUGGAGGGAGGUAGACUAAAGAUUGUUGAGUGCUUCAAAGAGGACCCUGAAGUUUUUGCUGUGUCUAGCGUUUCUGGUUAUGGGUUAGGAAGUCUGUUAAACUUCCUCGCUCUCGUGUCUUCUAACCCCAACUACGGUGCUCUCGUAUCGAUGAGACCGACGACAUCCUCUGAAUCCCUAUGCGAGCGGGAAAUGUCCGCCUUUGUUGAGUGCUGGAUAACCAAAGUGUUUGGUCAUGUACCUGGCGUUAACAAUCCUGUUCUCGAGGUUUUGAUCAAGAUGGGGGAAGUGCAUGAGGGCCAACGACUGUGGCUCGGCCCAGAUGAGGAGGGUAAAUUUUAUUCAAUUACCGUGGUAGAACUUCGUCACAAUCGUCAUCCGCAUCACGUCCUCCAUAAAGACCAACUCGGUUCCCUCGUCGCUGUCCCCGAGCCCUCAUUUGACGCCAACUUUCCAUUUCUUCGCAGGGGUAUGGUCAUGGUCAAUGCAGAGCCCACAACAACAACCUGCCCUCUCACCGAGACCCCUUCAAUUGCUGUCUGUUGGUCUAUUUGCAUAGCAAAUCUCAUCUGGAUGUCUUCAAGUAGUGGCAACGUUGUCUUGCAACCAAAUUCCACAGUCGGAAUCCAUGCUGGGAACGUUUUACAGUAUGCGCGGGUACUGGAAACCAGCAUUUCCGCCAAUCAUCUGACUUAUAUAACCGGUCGUUCCAGAACUAAUUUGGAUUCUGUGAUACUGCAACUGGAUUCCUCUCAUGAGAUAGUCGUCGCCUUUCUUCGCCAACCAGAAUUUCUUGAACUUGGUCGACAAGUAGUUAUCUCCGUCAACAAUGUAGCUAAGGCCGUAGGUACAGUUUACGCCUUUAAAGACGUAAUUACCACCUUUACGGUUCCCCUACGGCAACUUCUGUCCUCUCCGCAAUCUCAAAGGUCCAACUCCACCAAUUCAUGGCAUGCCGUCUCAAUUCCAGCUUCUGAGGCCUCAGUCUCAUAUGAUUCACUUCUCAGGCAAGUCGGUAUCGACCCAGAAGGGCCGCGGACUAAUUUCGUCGACGAGCCUCCACUCCCGCCAGAUUUCCUGGUAUCUGAGAUGACAAAAAAUUCUACAUCACGUAAAAAACGACGUCAGCGCAACAGCAAACGCAGGCGCAAGGCAACUGAACGUCUUGCAACGAUGUUGGCUUCAGCGACGGAUUUGGCUUCGUCAACUACAACAUGGAGUAGCGCUUGCAAUGAGCAGAUUCCGCAGCUGACGGACCAGGAGUUGGAACUUAAGGAAGGCAGUGGAGAAACUCUUAUAAAGACUGCGCCUCCACAAUCACGGGCCCAUUCUACCGGUCAACCCCUGCACACCGCGCUAACACAACGUCGUCGAAAACGAAAACAAAGACACAGACGCUAA
Molecule: messenger RNA, 2640 nt
Organism: Mesocestoides corti
Lineage: Eukaryota; Metazoa; Platyhelminthes; Cestoda; Cyclophyllidea; Mesocestoididae
Source: the annotation of a GenBank genome assembly